Labeo rohita (rohu) is the source of this 2696-nucleotide messenger RNA. It is a transcript of the gene amd1, whose product is annotated as adenosylmethionine decarboxylase 1. Gene Ontology annotation, molecular function: adenosylmethionine decarboxylase activity. The record is from RefSeq and is a predicted model, not a curated record. The transcript has 9 exons. Gene Ontology annotation, cellular component: cytosol. Lineage: Eukaryota; Metazoa; Chordata; Actinopteri; Cypriniformes; Cyprinidae. Gene Ontology annotation, biological process: spermidine biosynthetic process; spermine biosynthetic process. Bases 205 to 1209 code for a protein of 334 amino acids.
CACAGUAUGGCCGGCGAUAUUAGCUAGCACUCGCCAACGGUAUUCUCUGUAAAAGGGAAGACGGUAAAAAAAAACAAGGCAACUACACCUGGACUGCUCAAGGACUGUAACUAAGCUAAUAAAUUAUAACAACCAACAAAGGAUUAAUUAACUGGGAUUCCAUCCGACGGUUUAAUUUCUGUUGUUGGAGUCUGUUGUCUCGCGAUGGAAGAGAGCAGUGCACACUUCUUCGAGGGGACCGAAAAGCUCCUGGAGGUGUGGUUCUCCCGACAAGACAAGUCCAAAGGAGCCGGGGAUCUGCGCGCUAUCCCCAGAUUUGAGUGGGACAAACUUCUGGAGAAUGUGCAUUGUUUGAUUAUAAGUGUGACAAAGACUGACAAGCAGGAAGCUUAUAUACUCAGUGAGAGUAGCAUGUUUGUCUCCAAGAGACGUUUCAUUUUGAAGACAUGCGGAACCACCCUCUUACUACAGGCACUGGUGCCACUGCUGGAACUGGCUCGUGAGUACUGCGGCUUUGAUGCCAUCGAGAAUUUCUUCUAUUCUCGUAAAAAUUUUAUGAAGCCCACCCAUCAAGAGUUCCCUCACCGCAACUUCCAGGAGGAAGUCGAGUUCCUCAGCCAGAUUUUUCCAAAUGGAGCAGCCUACUGUAUGGGACGUCUGAACUCAGACUGCUGGUAUUUGUUUACGCUGGAGCUGCCAGAAUACUGGGAGAACAAGCAGGCGGACCAGACACUAGAAGUUCUGAUGAGUGACCUUGACCCAGCUGUGAUGGACCAGUUCUACAUGAAAGACGGUGUUUCUGCUAAUGAUGUCACUCGUAUGAGUGGAAUUCGUGACCUGAUUCCAGGUUCAGUGAUUGAUGCCACAAUGUUCAACCCUUGUGGAUACUCCAUGAAUGGAAUGAAAACAGAUGGAACUUACUGGACGAUUCACAUCACCCCCGAACCAGAGUUCUCCUAUGUCAGCUUUGAAACCAACCUCUCCCAGACAUCUUACGACGAGCUCAUCCGCAAAGUCGUGGAUGUCUUCAAACCAGGGAAAUUUGUGACUACGCUUUUUGUCAAUCAGAGCUCCAAAUGUCGCAGUGUUUUCUCUUCGGCUCAGAAGCUCGAGAGCUACCGCCUCCUGGACCGCCAGUUGGCCCACUUCAACGACUACAAUUUCGUCUUCACCAGUUACGCCAAGAAUCGCCAGCAGAAACAGAGCUGAUCCUCCGAAAUGAAGAAGCGUAAAAAGAAAUCCUGCUGCUGCGAGGAACACCUCGGCGGCAGGCGUAGUCUUGUAGCGGAGAGGCGGUGUUUGUGCGUGGAGUCUUCUGGCUGUAGAUCUUCCCUGAGUUUACCAUUUAUGCAUUCUUGUACCAAUGACGUAGAUAUCGUGCAUGAAAGCUCUUCUUGUGUCUCUGUAGAUAUUCUAGCCCAUUCUUGCUGUGAUCUUGAAGUGCAUGUAGAGUUCUUGAACGUGGUGGUGUGUGUGAGGCAUGUCACACCAUCCCUGUACAUGCAAUGCUCCCUUCCCUUCCUGCAAGUGUCCCCUCGCAUCCCCCACAGACAGGGUUUCCGACCUCACUAGACAAGGACCCUGACAUGCUCAGAUCUGUCUUGUAUCUCGACUGGUCCAAAAGCAACGUCUGUCGCGUUUUAUAUGAGUUCUCUGGUUUGCGAAAAGGCCUAUUUUGGGGGUUUUCAUUUACAUUUCCUUUGACUUCUAUUUAAACUGGUUAUUUAAAUCGCAACUCAAUUUUUCAGCUGUGUGUUCAGCUCGACUGUGUAUAGCUAGCUAACAUUUCUAUGACCGUGUGAAAAAAAUCCUAAAAACAUACUUAAACUAUUCCUUGUUCAUCGUAUUUUCUGUAACCCUGCGGGCAGCUGUCUUUUUCGGUGUACUAGAGAAGUGAAUGUUUUAGAAGUUAAGCAACUUAACCGUCACCUUCAGUGUCGACAGCCUGCUCUUCUUCUAAGGAUUAACGCAGUGCUUGUUUAAGUAAUAGAGUAGUUAGAUGGUUAGCACUAAGCUGAACUUUGUACAAGUAGCCAAUAUUUCCAUUUCCGUUUAAAGAAACUAAAAAUACUCAUUGCUCUUCUGAUGUUGUUCUUCAGCUUUACAGGUGGUCAACUUCAUUUGAAGUACCAGAGAAGUGAAUGUUUCAAAAAAAUCGAGUUAACUGUUGCCUUAAGUGUCAGCAAAAUAUAAUCUGCAAUAUAUAACCAUUACGGUGAAAGUCAAGUGUUGUCUUCCUUUCCUCAAAUAAAAUGCCCUUAAACAUGAAUGUAUUAAAGGUAAAAUAAAUAAAUAAAUAAAUAAAUGAAAAAAACACAAGUUAGUUGAAAGGUGACAGUGUGUUAUAUAAUAUAAGAAUGGAUUUUUCUGAAUAAUGUAGCAAGUGUAGAAGAAGCCAUCCGUCCGUCGUUUCUGUCAUUGUGAAGGACCCUGGGGCUGUCCAGCACUGAGCCUGCUCAAUGCACGCCUUUGAAUUGAAACAGUUGGACAGACACUUUGCUUUAGUGUGCCGAUCGCACAGCAAAGCAUUUUUCUUUUUUCUAAACAAAAUGUGUUCUCUCUCUCUUUUUCUCUACAGAAGCUGGUAAGCACACAAUAGGCGCACACUGAUCUGAGCAUGUCAGGGCAGACCCGGAUCAUUCCACACCCCACACCUGCAUAAAGUGCAGUUUUAUUAAACUUUUUUUUUUUUUUUU